Molecule: messenger RNA, 1754 nt
Organism: Amphiprion ocellaris (clown anemonefish)
Lineage: Eukaryota; Metazoa; Chordata; Actinopteri; Pomacentridae
Gene: bet1l
Product: Bet1 golgi vesicular membrane trafficking protein-like
Exons: 4
Coding region: 36-365 (109 amino acids)
Biological process (GO): regulation of retrograde vesicle-mediated transport, Golgi to ER; retrograde transport, endosome to Golgi
Cellular component (GO): SNARE complex; Golgi trans cisterna
Molecular function (GO): SNAP receptor activity
Source: RefSeq, a predicted model, not a curated record
UCUGUACACAGCUGAUCGUGACGUCAAUCUCCAACAUGGCGGACUGGAACAGAGGUCAUGGCUCUGUGGACGACAUGCUGGAUGCUGAGAACAAACGGAUGGCUGAGAACUUGGCCACCAAAGUCUCCAGACUGAAAUCUCUGGCUUAUGACAUCGACAGAGAGGCAGAGGAUCAGAACGAUUACCUUGAUGGCAUGGACUCAAACUUUCUGAGUGCAACAGGGUUACUGAGCGGCAGCGUGAAGCGUUUCUCCACCAUGGUUCGAUCUGGGAGAGACAACCGACGCAUCCUGUGCUACGUCUCCGUGGGGCUGGUCCUGGUCUUCUUCGUGCUCUACUAUUUGGUCUCCAGGAUUCAGCGCUGAUGGGGAAAACCACAACCAGUAACUGGUCCUGAUGUGACGAUGAGACUGUAGACUGUGAUACCAAAUCUGAUCGGUUUAAAUAAGCUCUGUGGAUCUUGUACAAAUGAGAAUACUUUUUUAUUCUGCAACAAAGUGAGAAAACAAAGGAGGAGCAGACAUUUUCCUGAAUUGGUGGUUGGACCAAUGGGGAGCAUCGGCCAUCUCCCGGGGGGGAACUGCAGUUUGUACAGUCAUAACAAAGACCCUGGAGUGUCUUCAACAUGCCAGGACUUUGGAAUCUUCUGCUUGGCACUGACUUUGUCCUGUCCUGCAGCUGCCAGAAAGUCCUUGUUUGGACUAAAGGAGAGCAUAGACUGAAUGCAGGCUGCAUGAGUACAUUACCUACCACAGCAGAGUGUAAUGGGCUGAUGAAGCUGUCAGUCAACACAAACUUGCCCCAAAAUAUAUUUGACACAUUUACCGUGUCUCAGUUUCAGACUACACAAUAAUUUAAAGAGACCAUUUUAAGCUUACUUUUACAGAUUUAGAAUUAUAUUUUGAGGGGUCUACUAGAAUAUGUUUACAUGGUUUAAUGGUCAAAAACACAUUACCCAGAGUACUGGUCCCAGUGUGGCGGUAUAUGCUGUGGACCUGAGGAGGAAGAAACUGUGAGGAAAUGGCAGUCCUGGGUCACAGUGAUAAAGGAUAAUGACACUUAACACAACUAUUCAGAUUAAUUCAUCCAGCAAGCAGUUGUGCUAAUACCGAACAACACUUCAGACUUUUACUAGCCUUUAAAAAUGAUCUUGACAUACGUAGCUGUGUGUUUGCUGGUCGAUAUUAGUAACUCAACAUUUCUUAUUCCUGGCUCUAAAACAUAUCUCAACCUAAGCUUUGGUCAUCUACACUUUUGUGCAACUUCUUGUUUUUCCAGGUGAUACAAUAUUGAAUCAUUUGACAUUUAGGUAAUAUUGCAAAGAGGUGUACUUCUAUCUGUUGUGUACUGUAUAAAUGAGCGUGAAUGUACACUACCAGUCAAAAGUUUGGACACACCUUCUCAUUCAGUGGUUUUUAUUUAAUUAUUUUAUACAUUGUAGAUUAAUACUGAAAACAUCAAAACUAUAAAAGAAUACAUUGUAAACAAAAAAAGUGUUAAUCUUCAGUAUUAAUCUACAAUGUAGAAAAUAAUACAAAUAAAUAAAAAGCAUUGAAUGAGAAGGUGUGUCCAAACAUUUGACUGGUAGUAUAUGUCUGAGCACACAUAUUACUUAUUGUCAAUGAUAAGAUAUUCAGUAACAUUAUAACCACCAUCAUCAUCUAAAAGCCACCUUGUCUCAAAUACAUCUUCCAUGUGUUUUCUAUUUUGUGUCAUUGUUUUCCCAUAAAUUCUACUUCCUGUCUUCCAUUUAA